Molecule: messenger RNA, 2910 nt
Organism: Pollicipes pollicipes
Lineage: Eukaryota; Metazoa; Arthropoda; Thecostraca; Pollicipedomorpha; Pollicipedidae
Product: muscarinic acetylcholine receptor M2-like
Biological process (GO): adenylate cyclase-activating adrenergic receptor signaling pathway; positive regulation of MAPK cascade
Cellular component (GO): plasma membrane
Molecular function (GO): G protein-coupled receptor activity
Source: RefSeq, a predicted model, not a curated record
CCCGAGCCUGUCGCGCCGCCGGCCGACAACAAGAGCGUCGCCAUCAUCACGGUCGAUUACAUCACGCGCUGGCGUCAGCUUUUAGCGGAGCGCCGGCGUCUGGGUCUGAAUGGCUCCGUGCCUCUGGGCGAGCUCUUCAGCGGCAACAGUAGCAGCUUCCUGGACCUGCUGAACGGCACCAGCUACGAGUACGACCUAGCGUGCGACUGGAACGACACGAGCGACAUCUGCAACAUGACCAACUCAACGCUAGACGGCGCGCCCGCGGACGACUACGGCCUCGUCUUCCCCCUGCCGUUCGCCAUCUUCAUCAUCAUGUGCAUGGUGGUGCUGAUCGUGUUGACCGUGGGCGGUAACCUGCUGGUGCUGCUGGCCUUCAUCUGCGAGCGCACCAUCCGCCAGCCGUCCAACUACUUCCUGGCGUCGCUGGCAGUCACGGACGUGCUGAUCGGCUGCGUGUCAAUGCCGUUCUACACGGUUUACGUGCUGCGCGGCUCGUGGAACAUGGGCCCAAUCCUGUGCGACCUCUGGCUCUCGGUCGACUACACCGUCUGUCUGGUGUCGCAGUACACUGUCUUGCUCAUCACCAUCGACCGGUUCUGCUCGGUCAAGGUCAAGAUCGCCGCCAAGUACCGCAACUGGCGCACCAAGAGCAAGGUCAUCUGGAUGGUAACAGUGACUUGGAUCAUCCCCGCUCUCCUGUUCUUCAUCUCGAUCUUCGGCUGGGAGCAUUUCAUCGGCUACCGGGACCUGGCCGAAGGCGAGUGUGUGGUGCAGUUCCUAAAGGACCCCGUCUUCAACACGGCGCUGAUCGUGUUCUACUACUGGCUGACGCUGGUUGUACUUAUGAUUUUGUACGCGGGGAUCUAUCAGACUGCCUACGAAAUGCAAAAGAAAGCGGCCGCCAAGCAGAAGCAGAUGAAGAAGGCGAUGGGAGGGCUGGGGGGCACGACGACGGGCGCCGGCUCAGGGGCGCCGACCAAGAGCACGGCCGCCGUCAGCACGGUGGUCAAGGCGGCCGCCAGCAAAAGCACCAAGGCCAACGGCCACAAGGAUCCAGGCAAGGACUCCGGCAAGGGCACCACGGCCGCCGAGGAAACCAGCUUCUCCAAGGUGAACGACGAAAGGUCGAGCAGCUACGAUUCGGACGAGGGGACGUCUGACCUGAAACCGAGUCAGGCGAAGAAGAGCGUCCCAACGCCCAGCGCACCGAAGGUGGAGCCGGCCCCAGCCAAGAAACCGCCUUUGGAAGUGCUGCCGAAGAUCCCGGAGGGAACAGAGUCUGUCGCGGUGGCAAAGCCCAUGCCGCCUCCCGCGGCUGCGCCAGCGGUCAUUGCAACCAGCGUCGCCGCCGUGCCCACGGCUGCACCCCAGGCUCCUCCGUCAGCAGCAGCCGCCGCCACAACCGUCACCAGUGUACUGAAUUCUGCAAUAACAACGCCGGCCGUGACUUCCGCUCCUGCUGCCCCGGCCUCGAACGGCACAGCCCCUGCAGCUGCGCCGCCAGUAAACGCCCCGGCCUGUGCAAAACCCGUCGCGACGGACGUGGCACCUGCCCCAGCCGCGUGCACAGCUGCCCCAACGGCCGUCACCGCCGCCUCGAAUGGCAACAAGAUGGUCGCCGCCCAGCCGGCCGCCACAGUGGUGACCGCCCUCAAAUCGGAAACACCGGCGGUGAUCACCAACGGCCACCUGCGCUACAUGGACGAGAGCUCGCUGCUGCUGUCGCCCUCGUCCGAGACGCCGCCCUCCUCCUUCUGGUACCCGGGCGCGCUCUCGUCGCCUGUGUCGCCGACCAAGACGUUCGAGGCGGGGGUGCCGUCGCCGCCGCCCAACGCCAUCAUCACGCCCAGCCAGACGCCAGUGCCGCCGGAUCCGGCCGGCGAGCGGACGGCGGCGCCGGGCCGGCCGCCGGCCGAGCCCUGGAUCAGCCUGGAGAGCAGCUCGGAGGAGACCACCUGCCGGUCGGCGUCGCCCGACCCGCAGCGCGUCUCCACCGGCGUGCAGACCAUCGGUCGCAUGAACGGCACCGAUCGGCCGCCCACGCAGCGCACGCCGCCGCAGUACAGCAGCUCCAGCGGCUGCCUGUCAGAGCACAGCAACGACGACGACCACCUGCCAAAGUGCAGCGGCGCCCGCUACCUCCGUCGUCGCGGCUACCCCAGCAGCGCCGAAAGCCGCUGCAGCGCCGCCGGUGCAGCCGGCGACGGCCGCACCCGCCAAGCCGCCGCCAAGCCGUCGCUCGUGACGGCCAUCGGGCGCAGGCUGCGGCGCCGCGUGAAGGAGAAACGCCACGUCUCCAAGUCGGAGAACCGCGCCAACAAGGCGCUCAAGACCAUUUCGAUCAUUAUGGGCGCGUUCGUGGCGUGCUGGACGCCAUAUCACAUAUUCGCUCUCAUCGCCAGCUUUUGUCCCACCUGCAUCAACGGACACGUGUACAUGCUGGCGUACUUUCUAUGUUAUGCCAAUAGCCCCAUUAAUCCCAUCUGUUAUGCUAUGGCCAACCAGCAAUUCAAAAAGACAUUUAUGCGUCUGCUGAAGGGUGACUUUCACAUCACGUAGUUAUGUGUUGCUGUUAGUGUUAAUUUGGAAUGUGCGGUGUCGUAGCAGUUCUUCUUUGCCAUCUGUAUGAACAGGUGAAAGGCUUUGCGACGUGUCAAACCUCUCCCGAUGCCACACUGCUCUCAGCUGAUCUCAAGAAUGCUUAAGAUAAUUAGGAUGCGAUGUGUAUGUACUCACCCGCCCGUGUGCAUACAUGCGUGUACACCUGUGCGAUUAUCUGAGCAACUAUUGUUUGUACAAACGCUUGCGUAUAGGUGCAUUCGUGUAUAGUGAUGUAACGGCGUAUGAUGUACUGCUUGUACUUACGCGUACAUGUAUGUAGGCGGAUGUACGUAAAUAUAUAGUAUA